AUGAGUCAACUGUUAGAGAAGAACAAUGGAUCACUCACAUCUGAUGAAGUUACAGUUACUGUUGCUCGAGUCAAAACUCUGAUUGUCAUUCGUCAACUUGAUGCACAACGUAAUAUUCAAGUUAUUCGAUUUCUCUACGAAGCCAAACAACUUACUGAAAUACAUGAAAAUCGCUCAUUGGAUCUUUCAACAGCAAAACUUCUUGAUAUUGAUUUUCGUGAUUCAGCAGUAAAUGGAAAGCAAUUGAAACAACUAUCAUUGGCUGGCAUGUUUCUAUCAAAUGCUACAUUCAUAGGCAUUGAAAUGGAGCACGUCAACUUCACUAAUACUCAGUUUGAAGCGGUUAACUUUUCAUGUGGUAUACUCCGCAAUGUCAGUUUUUCAUCUGCUAGCUUUGAUAAUGCUAACUUUUCAUCCGCUUUCCUUUUCAAUACUACUUUUUCAUACACUCGGUUGAAAAAUGUUAAUUUUUCAUCCACUCAACUCGAUACUGUUAACUUUUCAUUGGCCGAACUUGACAAUAUCAACUUUUCGUCUAUCCGACUUGAAAAUAUCGACUUUACGUUCGCUACACUCAAGAACAUCGAUUUUUCAUCCACCAAACUAAAACAUGUCAGCUUUUUGAACUCUUCGCUCUUCAAUUGCAACUUUUCAUUUUCUCUCUUGUCCAAUAUUAACUUCUCGUUCGCUCGGCUCGAUAGUGUCAAAUUUUUAUCGACUAACCUCUACAAUAUUGACUUUUUCAAGGCUUCGUUCUUCAAUACCAAUCUAUCAUUAGCUCGACUUGAUAGUGCUGAAUUUUCGUCGGCACAGUUCUACGGCGUAAACUUUUCAUUAGCUUUCCUUUUUGAUGUCAAAUUCUUAUCUGCUCUGCUCGACGAUGUCAAAUUUGUAUCAGCUGAGCUCUAUAAAGUUAGCUUUUCAUCUGCUGUGUUCAGUUAUACUGAUUUUUCAUCCGCUACUGUAGGUAAUAUUCACAAUAGUUUUGCUCUUUUUUUCAUAAUAAUCUAUUUUUCGAUUGAACUUUUAGCUUCAGCCGAUUUCAGGAAUGCGAGAAUGUCUCACACAAGCUUUGAACAAACUACUUCUAUUGCAGCCAAUUUCACUUCUGCUAAUUUAUUCUACUCUAAGUUCAUGAGCUCCAAUGUUAAGCGAGCUAUCUUCAAGGGAGCUGGCUUGAUCGAAGUUAAUUUUUCCCGUGCUAAUUUGUACAAAGCUGAUUUUACUGGUACUAAUAUUUUAGAGAGUCAACUGCAAAGUGCUCUCUCUAUUCAAGAUGUUUUAUUACCCAAUGGAAGACUUGAUCAUACUAUGAACUUGAUCAAAAAUGGCCAAGCUGAUUGCAACAUUUCUCUUGUCAACCAUUGGAUAUUACAAACUGGCAAUGUCACUACGAUGACGUCUGACAAGAAUGAUACUAACUGCCACUUCGUUUUGCAAUCAUAUAAUACGGGAGCUACUAUGUUACAACGUGUCAAUUUAUCAGAUCAGUGGGACUCGAAAUCUUGGCCAUAUUCCCAAGCCGUAUUGAGUGCAAGUAUGAGCAUCGGUAUAUCCAUCCAACUGAAAGGAAUCAGCAACAUCGGACACAUUCGUGCUCAGCAAAAAUUAAGUAAGUUUCAGUAUACUAACACCAACUACGGCACACAUUUUGUAUACAGAUUCAACUAAAGAGAAUAUCAGUCUGGCUUUGGAUGAUAAUAUGCGAGAACUCGAAGUGUUUAUCGAGUUUAGUGCGCUUGACAAGCACAGCAAUCAGACAAACUACUGGUGUGAUGACAUCAAGCUCUUCAUCAUCUAUGGUACAUAUUUGGAAUUUUUACGAGGUAAGCAUGUUUAUAGGCAUUAUCUGAGAAGGACUCAGAAUCUGUAGGCGUAAGGCUGUUGAAUACUUCAAGUUAAAGUGUUUUGUUGACGAGAAAAAAAUUCUUGAUUUCAUGAGAACUCGAUACUUUCUUCGAGACACUUUUUAAGUGGACAAAGCCAUUCCUAGCUCUUUACGUUCUAUCUCCGUAAUCAUUACUAAGUUGGAGUUUUUGUGAAGGACUAUUGUUUGUGAGUGUUGAAUAAUAUAGCGCGAAAUGUGAACCCGAACGACCAAUCUGCCGCAUAGACUGUGGUAAAUAUGGUGUUAUGGCAUUCUGAUUGCACCACGGACUAUGAUGGGCAUUUCAAAAUGCUACUUCCUCAGCUCUAUCGCAAACUCUGAAAUAGUGUGUCGGGAAUCUUGUUUACUAUAGUCCGAUCAAUCAAAAGUCCGAGUUGAAAUUUGAAUUUUUUUUAAUAUUCAUUUUAUUUUAUGAUAAUGUGUUCUCUUGUUUUUAAUAUACUAUAGACUGAUAUGGAUUGGUCAUAUCUCUACCAUUAUAAUCCACUACUCUCUAAAAAAAAAGGAGUUUUGCAGAACCCCCCGAAAAGGUUCUGUAGAUUUCUAAAAGCAUCCAAAUGUGUCCAAAGCCUCAAAAACGGCGUAAAAAAUUCGACAGAAACUUUUGGAGGUUCUGUGGAGUAGAGUCAAUGUUGGUAAAGCGAACGCUUUUUGAGGGUGCAUCUGUUCUCUCUCGUAUAUCUCUGUUAUUUUAAGGAGUAAAAUUUUUCUUUUUAUGUAGUUGGGAAGAGAAAUGAUUUCUCUAUCUACUCAUAUGAAAAAAAAGAUUCUAAGUGCCCUAAUGAUUGAGUAACUAGCGGUAUGCGAUGACACAUCUAAAACGUUCGCUUUAUCCGUCAUGUUGGCAAAGCGAACGCUAAGCAAAAAAUUUGUUGGUAAAGCGAACACUCCAGCGCAGAACAAGCGAAAAUGUCAUUAAUUAGCGAAUUUAAGCAUUCCUGCUUGAAAAUUUCAAUAUUUCUUUUUUUUAAUGACAUGAUUCGAUUCCUCUCCUUGAACUCUAUCUAAUUCCAGCGGUUCAGCUCAAUCGAAUGUAUUUUCGAUUUUUUAUUGAUUUUUUAAAAAUAUACUAGGUGUUCGCUUUAUCUGUAUGUCAGAUAAAGCGAACGUUCAGCAAGAAAAUGUUGGUAAAGCGAACGCCCUAGCCAUUUUUGUUAGAGAUCAUCUACUUGAGAAUAUUUUUAUCAUUUUCGCUUCUCAGAAGCAAAAUUUACCAUGAUAACAUUCGACAAUUCUUUUUAGAACGCUUAGAUCUACUACUUGCCAGCGGUUCAAGCAAAACUAAUGAGUAUUUUUUUUGUGCGUUGCUCUCUCUUUGAUCUAUCGUCCUUCAAAGAAAACAACGCUGAAAAGGGCGAUUUUCAGUAUAUAAUUGUUUACUAUGAUUCCUACGAUAUAGGAAACACUAUAAGAGAGGCUGCAAUGGACGUUGCUCCUCUAGUGACUUCUAUAUAUCUAAUGAGUAAGUUAGAUAAAACUUUUUGUUUUGAAUGGAGCUACUAUUAUUGGUUUUAGCUUUUCUGCUAAUCAUGUAACAUCAUCUGGUUUUCCUCGUCCGACAACAAUCGAACAGGCUAUUCAACUUAUCGAUUCAGUACUCUCAAACAAUGACACCAAGAGUGCCGAUAAUAAUAAGUAUGUGCAAUAAAUUCUGCCUUUUCGGAAGAAACAACUAUGUGUUAAUGAACAUGCAUAAGUUAAUUUGAUUUCUAUCUCGUGUAAGCUUUAUGAAAGUGAUUAUUUUUUUCAGCACAAUUCUCAUGGUACCUUUCCUUAAUUCAAAUAUAAGCGAUAGCUAAGAUAUACUCAUGUCCAUUUUAAAUCACUUAACUUGCCAUUUUCUUUAAAAACCAUCUCGAUCUCAAUGCUCGUAUAACAAGAAAUACUCAUACUAUCUUUUCUUUCUAUUUAGUGCUUCAACACAAUUACAAGUAUUGAACGAUGCAGCUUCUUUAAAUACAUAAAUAACUGUUCCACCAGCAAUUAUAUCGAAUUUUUCUAACACAUCCACGUAAGUUUCUUUUUCUGAAACCGUAAUAAUCACAAUGUGACAUAUAGUGAGUCUAUCUCAUUGCAAACAAUGCCUACUUCCAGUGGAUUCUUUCUUGAUCAAUCUUCCUUACAUCGUCUUGAUUUGGAUCUUUUCAACAAUGAAAAUAAGUGAGUAAUAUUUUCUGUUAAACAAAACAAAUAAUCUUUUCUUCUACUUUUAGAAUGGAUGUUUUACAGUCUAUGGAAUAUAAUCUUGAACCUCAUCUUACGUUUUCUUAUUCCCCAUCUCAUGGCACAAAUAAUUUAUUUUUUAAUGGUGAAUGUUAUUGCUACUAACGUCUAUGCAUAUAUAUAUAUACAGGGUGGCCCAAAAGUCAUGUUACCCAAAAAAAAUUGAAUAUCUCCAUUAGGGCUUGAGCAAAUGAGCUGAUUUUUUUGUCAAUGAUAGAGGUAUGUUUAAGGUUUAUAUCCAUAAAGACAAGCCUAGAUAGACCGUUCGUUAAGUAUCACCAGUGAUCUCAACAAAAAAAUUU
Messenger RNA from Rotaria sp. Silwood1, 4413 nucleotides. NCBI's taxonomy places the organism in Eukaryota, Metazoa, Rotifera, Eurotatoria, Philodinida, Philodinidae. The record is from the annotation of a GenBank genome assembly.